Molecule: messenger RNA, 1503 nt
Organism: Cannabis sativa
Lineage: Eukaryota; Viridiplantae; Streptophyta; Magnoliopsida; Rosales; Cannabaceae
Exons: 1
Coding region: 1-1503 (500 amino acids)
Molecular function (GO): nucleic acid binding; RNA-DNA hybrid ribonuclease activity
Source: RefSeq, a predicted model, not a curated record
AUGAACAAAGCUUUGAUGGCUAAGUUGGCGUGGUUUCUUGCUUCGAACAAAGAUAGACCCUGGACAAAAUGUUUUCUGGAAAAAUACUGUAAAUUUGAAAGCUUCUGGAGUGUUAGUUCAAAAAGUAAUGAUUCUCAUAAAUGGAAGGCCAUUCUAGAAACAAGAGAUAUUUUGUUAAGGGGCUCAAUGUUUGUGGCUGCUUCAGGGGACACCAUCAAUUUUUGGACACAACCGUGGAUACCCUGGUUGGAUCAUCAUGAGUUCACAGAGUUGAUGCAACAAAUUCGAUUGAGAAGAUACACGAUUUCAACUCUAGCUGAUGUCUCCAUAGACAAUGAAUGGAACGAGGGGAUCAUCUUUCAAAUAUUUGGAGAAGAGCUAGGGAAUCGUAUCAUUCAGAUUCCUAGAAUACCAACCCCUUUCUCAGAUCAGAUCUACUGGAAGAAUAGUCUCACGGGGCAAUUUUCUGUUAAAUCUGCUUAUUUCUUAGAUCAAUCUUGGAGGUUUGCUCCUCCUAAUAAGGUCUGGAAUUGGUUGUGGGAAGGAGGGAUUCACCCAAAAACCUCAAUCAUCUUAUGGAGACUGCUGAAUGAAGCUAUUCCUACUAAGAAUAGACUCCCUUUUGUUCGGGAUAAAGACUGCAUCUUAUGUGACAGGGGAGGGGAAUGUGCAAUUCACCUUUUUCGGGAUUGCAGUUUUGCUAAGGCGGUCUGGUUUGGAAGCAAUCUACCUUUGAAGAUUGAUUGUAUUCCAGGCGGUAACAUGCGUACUUUUGUGGAGAAUUUGAUAUCUUCUCUGCCAUUUCAGGACAGAAAGGAGUUGCUUAAUUUCAUCGGGUGCGUUUUCUCUGAAAUUUGGCAUCAGAGAAAUGCCACUUGGACUAGGAACUUGGUUGCCAAUCCCACUUCAGCUAUCAUUAACAUCAUGAGUGCAGUUCGAGAGAUCAAGAAUGCGCUUGCUUGUUCAGAAGGGACGAUCAUGGAAUUACAUCAAAACCAUAUGUCUUUAAAAGAUGACAAUCUGGAGACGAGUUCUCCAAUUGAGGAGGUCAGACAUGUCCUCUUUACGGAUGCUUCCUGGAUUAAAGGAGUGGCAGGAAUUGCUGCAAUUGGAGUGGAGCGGUCAACUGGCAGGUGGUUUGUUAAAGCCCAAAGGUCUCAUUCGCAAUCUGCUCUAGAAGCAGAAUUAAGAGCUAUUCUUCUGGCGCUAAAUUGGGCGGUUGAGGAAGGCUGGAAAGAAGUCCACAUUCUCUCAGAUUCCUUGGUAGCUGUCACGGCUCUUUCUACUCAAGACAGACCUCCUGAGUGGAAAUCCUCUACAAUUUAUUUUUCAAUUGUUAAACUUUUAAAGAACUUUGUUGUGUGCAAGUUUUUUUAUAUUAACCGUAGUUUAAACACUGUGGCGGAUGGGGUGGCCAAGGGCGCUAGAGUCGCCUAUGAACAACACAUUUUGUAUCAAGGGGAGGGAAUUCCCCCUGUGAUUCCCAUCUAUUUUUCUGCUUAA